Messenger RNA from Malassezia globosa CBS 7966, 261 nucleotides. RefSeq lists its product as uncharacterized. The transcript has a single exon. The record is from RefSeq and is a predicted model, not a curated record. Lineage: Eukaryota; Fungi; Basidiomycota; Malasseziomycetes; Malasseziales; Malasseziaceae. Bases 1 to 261 code for a protein of 86 amino acids.
AUGCCGUUAUCAUACUACGACGAGAUUGAGCUAGAGGAUAUGGACUAUGACGAAUCUAAGCAGGUGUUUCAUUACCCGUGCCCGUGUGGCGAUCGCUUCGAGAUUUCUCUGCUGCAGCUCCGAGCAGAAGAAGAUGUCGCUCGAUGUCCGAGCUGCACGUUGAUUAUCCGGGUCAUUUACGAUCCGCUGGAUCUCGAGGAUGAUCAAGGGACUCUGCCCUGCAUGGAUACAGGUGCCGCGCAAGUGUCGGCUGCGGCAUAA